Messenger RNA from Spirometra erinaceieuropaei, 14682 nucleotides. The record is from the annotation of a GenBank genome assembly. Lineage: Eukaryota; Metazoa; Platyhelminthes; Cestoda; Diphyllobothriidea; Diphyllobothriidae.
AUGAUUUAUCUGGCAGCUACGGACGUGAUUGGUCGGUCCUCGUUUGUCGUCCCGCCAUUUUUGCCGGUCUCACGUUUUUUCUGUGAGCAUCAUUUGGCAAGGUGGGUUUUUGUAUUUAACUUAAUAUUCUCUUGAUACCUCCCCUUUCUUUUAGCCCUCUUUACAGAAGGCACUUAUAAUAUUUUUCAUCCCAUGCGUGCCCCGACCGUCAUCUGUUUUUGAAACCCUAUAUAAAAGAUUUUAUUGAGGGUUAUAUAUAACCCUGUUAUAUAACAGUGUACUAGUCUUUCUUUCCAGCCCUACACUAGCAGAUCAUAUUUACAGCCUUGUGUGCGGCUAGUGAUCUGACUGGUCUCUGAAGCCAAUCACGUGAAUGGUCUGUUUGGAGGAUUGUGCCUGCAGGACUACUGACCAGGGUCAAUCAAUCAGUCUCAAAACUAGCCACGGACUAACUGUAGGAGCUAGCUUUGGGCGAGAGCGAUGUUAUCUGGUUAAGUAGAUGGCAGAAGAACCGACUAAAUAAAAUCUGCUGCCAUCUACUUCACGAAUGAAAAAAUAUAUACAAACGCGCGUUCCUAAAAUUAAUGGGAAUCCUGAAGGAACGGGACAUGUCUUUAAGCCAACUGGCAUAUCUACGACUGGCCGGUCGUGGCAUCCAGCGUUAACUGUUUGCUGCUAGAUAGGCAUUCUUAACGAACUGUGUGAACUGGGUAACGGUGCUGGAUCGAGGGCGGUAACACUGAGCUCCUGAUGUGGACGACGAAGAGCAUGCCCAAACCACCUCAGUCGCUUUUCUUGGAUGACCUGGAUUAUCCUUGCGAUGUUGUCGCUGCGAGCGCGGACUGUCUCAUUUGAGACGAAGUCGGCGUACUUCACUCGAAGGAUGGUCUUCAGGCAGUGGUGGUAAAAUACCUUCAGUUUUCGCUCGUACUCCACACGCGCAGCCCAACAUUAACAACCAUAGAGAAGGGCAGACCGGACAGAUGCACGAUGCACGCGAAUCUUGAUGCCGAUGAAGAUGGCGCGUCAGAUCAAUAGGCAUUUUUAAGGCCUGACAAAACCCGGCGGGCACCAUAAAUUCGGGGGACAAUUCCGUCCUUACUCUGUCCAUUCGGUAACAGUCUCGCCCCGAGGUACUUAAAACUGUCCACUUCUUCAAGUUAACAGCCAUGAAUCCCGAGAGGUGUCCUCUCCUGGUCAGGGAUGCAGCUUGAAAACACUUUAGCCUUCCAAGCGUUUAUGGACAAACCGACCGAUUUAGCGACCUCGUUCACCCAUGACACCCUAGACUGCAAUCACCAAAACUUGAAGCAAGAAAGGCAACAUCGUCGGCAUAGUCGAGAUCAGUCAGUCGGUGUCCGGGUACAAACUCAACACCUUGUAUCUUCGUGUAGGGUCCUCCCUAGAAUUCAGUCAGUAGCGUAGUUAAACAUAAUUGGCGACAAGAUGCAACCCUUUCGAACGCCAGAUCGGAUAUCAAACGGUUGGAAAAGGUUGUUGCGGACCAGAACCCGCGUAGUGGUGGGGCGAUGGUAGGCCUUGAUCAAGGCGAUGAUUUUUGGCGGUACACCAUCUAGCAUCAUUAUCCGCGAUGGGUGGAAUCGAACGCGGCGGCAAAGUCAACAAAGCAGACGGCCGUCGGUUGUAGGAUUGCGAAUGCUGGGCUGUGCAUGUGGUGACUAAACAAAGACUGGAGGUCUUCGAUCACCGUUGCCUGAAAGUACACAGGCCACGUUCUGAGCGAGACAGUCCGCACUCGCUGUGGCGUCGUAUCAAGAAUAUCUCAGAUCAUCCAAGGGCGACGGCUGAAGUUGAUUUUGGCACGUCCUACGUCGUCAGUCUCACGAGUUGAUUGUUACUGUCCUGAAUCAUACACCGCUGCCUAAGUGGAGACAGCUAAAAGUAGGUCAGCUAAAAAUCUAACUCAGCCCAUAUCCCUAAGACAUAGAGGUAGCUCUUUGACCCUUAGUAUUCAGUAAUCGUCACUGAAGAGAGUGAGUGAAGAUCUCCCGAUCCACUGCGGCUGAUUUCUGUACGUGCAGAGCUACUAUACAUGGCAUUGUCGAGACUGACAAAAUUAGGCAUAUUCUUAGACUUACUAUGCGCAAAUAAGUACAAGGCUGCAACUAAAACCGGAAAGACCCGACACAUUUAUGUAAAUGGGCCUCUACAGUAUGUGAUAGCUGGCAGUUUUACGUGUUUAUUCAACUGUAGAUGAUGGAAUUCGGCCCAAAUAUUCAUAUCACAUUUCAAGCUGAACCUAUCAGUCUCAAAUAGACUGAUUUACACCAAGUUAGCGAUUGAUUUCUGAGGAACUCAAAAAGCUGUCGUGAGAAAGUUUUAUCUGUUCCUUCGACAUCUGUUGAUGGUCUGUCAGUGACUAGUCAAACUAUCAAAAUAAAGAAGCUCCCCACGUCAGGUGACGGAAUGAGCUGCUAGCGGACUGAAACAAGGACUUUAUCGAGUUGCUGGGCCUGCUUUUUCCUGAUGCAUCCGACGAAAUCCUAGUCACAAUUGCCCCCUGCAAAAACCCAGUAUGGUUCUCUCCGCGCGGCUUUAUGUUACCCGAAUUCAGGAGCUGAAGCCAGACUACAUACCAAAGUCUGCAGAUGUUGCUCUUUUGUUAUUCUUCACGGUUAGAUGAGAUAUUUCAACUGCUGCAACACGCAGACUUCGUCUUCCACAGUACUAGUGUUAUGCCAUUCUACUGCUCUUCAAGAAUGGAAACAAGAUGGAACGCCACGACUACAAGGGUAAAAACCUGAUUGGAACCACGGCAAAUACCUUCGCGAUUGUGCUGUCUUACCUUUGUUACUAUUCUGGGACUGUGCAGAAGAAGAAAGACUAGGGCUUAUUUAGUCUUGGUGGAGGCAGUAUGAACCAUAUUAUUCAUUCUGCAACGACACCCAGAAUUAAGUCAUUGUUUUGAAGAAAAGACAAUCGUCUGUCUCCUUAAUUUCGCUGAAGUGUCUUCCCCACUUAAUAGGAACUCGAGAAUGCCGUAUGAGUUAGUGGUGCGUCCUCCGAACUCAUUAACUUACUCGAAGCAUACCAUCGAACCACUAGCAAAAUUUUCGGCACACUGCAAAUGUUGGCCCCUCGGCGUCCACCCCAGAGUUCUACAAGACUGUGUUGUCCUAUCAACCAUUUUUAGCUAUAAGAUGGAUUUUAUUUCUGUCCACAGCACCAUUACUACGCAGACAUCUAUGUAGGGCAAGACCUUGAGCAUUUCUCGGAGGAGACUCAAUCUUCCAUUGACCGAAAAGUCGUUGCCCCCUAAAGGUUUGUACCGAGACUGGACGUUGAGAAAUCCAAAGUAUUACUUCACUGUUUCACGCAUCGCUGAACCCCUGUCGAACUUGGCGCCGCUGCCUUAUGGCCAACUCGAAGAAGUAAGCAUGUAUGGUGAAACCAGAUCACAAGAGAAUACUGAGACCCUCAGUCUUCGGUGUUCUGAAUUGAGGCGCCAUCUGGAAAGCCAUUGCUGAAGUCAUAGUUGGCGAUUGCAGGACAGGGGCUGUACCGGUUCGGUGUCGUAGACUCGGGAGAAGACUUAACUAGGUCUGUAGAAAGACUAAUAAAGACCUCUUCUGCCAAUUUUUCUUUUUUUAUGGACUCAAGAUUGACCCCUUUUAAGCCGUCGGUGUUAUUUUCCCUCAACAGGAGCUUUGAUUCUCUAAUGCUUACUGCAAUCAGAAACACUCUACGGCUUGAUCGACGCCAACUGACCGCCAUCCGUCGACGUUCGCUCUUUUUUUCUUUUCUCUGUUCUGGCGUUGCCUACCGGGCCUACUCCAGAAGCCGUUCCCUCAGUGGUGACGGCGACCAUGAGACACUCCUUCCUUUCGCCCAGUCAACGACUGCAGCACUUCUCCUUCAGACCCAAUGCCACCUUCCUGUCCUCGGACAGUUAACAGUAUUCUUUGCUGAUAAUAGAUCUCCUGACUCAACCAAGUCAGGUCAGGGUGACUCAAAGCGUUUAGACAGACUUUUCGCUCUGCACCAUUGGGUUGAGACCCAAUUGCCUUACCUCUUCAACAGGAGGCUUUUCGACUCGAUCGGUGAACUCUUUGAUCCGGACACAGUCCUCGAAGUGGAACGUUCCAAUGGCUCUGUCACCCGCUUUAGGUAAUUAAUUCCAGUACGCUCUAUUAGGUGCAAUUAACGUAGGAGUAGUAUCUGACCGAUUAUCUGCAGGCGACUAUUGCCGCAUGUGGAACACAUUUUCGAAUGUAGCCAACAGUAUCUGAGACUGGAGAUUGAGUGCGUCUGUUCCACCUUAUCCUGAUUACAAUUGUCAUCUUUUCCAUCUAAAAGUACUUCUCAUAGGCUUUGGUGGAAAUUUUUGUUCGUGGUUAUUUAGGGCUUAGAGACCGAUCGCUCGUUAAUCAUUUCUAGCCUAUGCUUUCAGUUCCCCCAAAUAUGUGCAAAUACCAUGUAAUUCUCCGAAACUGGUGCUACAACAUUCUGUAUAUUCUUAACUACGAAUCCAUCUAUCGACACACUAUAGCGUCCCCUAACGGGCCUGCCUUAAUUGUGAACCGAGAUAAAAGACGUCAGAUCAUUCCAUAGACGAACAAGACAAAACGCGCAUGAAGUGCCCACCCUAGAACAACCUUCGUGACUUUUCCGCCGCUGGUAACAUGGAUCAAACGAAAAAUAGGCUGGUACGUUUUCCUCGUAGUCAGUUUAUUAUAUCGAGGUUAUCCCUCUUUUGGCACUGAAAUAGGUGACCUGUCAAUUCCGAGACACCGGGGAAGAGGGGGAGGUCAGUUCUAAACGCCGACCUAGAUCCCGAAAGUGCACCUUUUAGAGUCCAAACAAGUAAUGUUACCAACUAACAUAUGGACCUGGCUUGUUAUUUUUGAGUAUUUUGUAUGCUGAGUCAAUUUACCCUAUACGGUCACUACCUUAAGGGGUCGUCCACGAGCUAACAUCUUCCUGGCCGCCGUUAGAUCCUAUUUUGCGGCGACUUCGUACCAGCGACGCAUCGACCUUCUCGGUGUUCAUACGGACCCAAAGGUCGGAGAAAUAGAGGCCCAUUUUCGAGUUGUUCUCCUACCCUCUCCUACCUCUUCAGAUCGUCUCCUGCCCCAUGACCAACUUGCCCUCCGUCUUGAGCAGAAGGCCAAGUGAGUUCUCCCUUCACAUUUAAUUUCGUACACUGGUGAAGUUUUUCGGUGCAUAUUAUAGGCUAGUGACGCUAUUUUCUCAUUUGUACGACGAUUCCCCAUUUUCUCUUCGUGCUGGUCUCCGACGUGCUUUGCAGAAUAAGAUACAAAGUACAUCUCUUUUUAUGCGAGGGGCUUGUGCUCUAGAGCUCAUGCGUUGCUAUCGGUAGGCAUAGACAAUGAAUUGUUUGACCCCUGAUAAUCUGCGAUUGAAGCCCAGCUGAAGCGAGACUCCACAAGCAGGACGGAAAAGUACUUGAAGCGGCGAUAGUCCAGCACCAAUCUCGAACUUCAUUUUUAUCCCACCCUACACAACCGUUUUUUACGAGCGCGGUUCAACUAAAUACUGUCACUGGCAUAUCGUUAGUCGUAUAGUCUGCUUUAUACUUUCACAAUCAAGACAGUUUUUGGAGUCUGAGGGGACACUGCUGUCGCUACUUACAUCCAUACGAAGUCUCCAAACGCAUCUGUUCCUAUCUGUACCUACUUAGUACUUCUGCUUGGCAGAAAGUCAGACCCAUCUCUACUACUCUUUCAGACAGUUCGGCCGUCGUGACCGAAGAUGUCCACCGUGUGCCCCCACAGCAAGGUGGGCGCAGGGGCCGUGACUUGCGCCGCAUCUACCGCACUUUUCCCCACCUCGAGUCAAAGUAAUUGUGACGUCAAGCAUAGUCAUUUGUCCUUCAACGCCGCCGCCCAAAAGAGCGCCUCACAAAACCAGUAUAAUUAUCAUACUCUAUAUCCGGCCGACUCAGUUGUGAAAAAGGCGAGGCCUUGGGGGGUUUGAACCCACGACAGAAAGUGUAAGGCUUGGAUAAAGCCAAGACUCUAACCGCCUGAGGUACGAAAUCCCGACCGGAAGCAGCCAGUUUAAUCACAUUUGAGUUAAGCUAAUCACCCAACCUACUGGAAUGUAUGGGUCCCGCCAAGUCUGAUACAGUAAGCUGACUAUCAAAGCAGGAUUUCGUAUGUAAUCAAUCUAGAAUCCGUCAGAAGGCGAUCCUGAUUAAUGAAUUAAUGUGGUACGCAACACUAAAUGCACGCCAGACUGUCCGUUUACAUUUCAGCGACGACAUUUUACAAGUCACUAUUAGAGAAUAUGAACUUUCUGAUUUUGCAUUUCCAGGGGAUAGUGUCUCAAUUGGAAAUAACGGAAUUACUUCCGGAUUGUUAACUUUGAACUUUUUAAAAACCCUCUCCUUUUGGAAAUAAAUUUUAAUGUCGCCAGCAUUUAGACCAGUGUUUAAUUUAAGAACAGGGUGUCUAGGGACUAGAGGUACACACGGUAUUUCUGACAGUUAUUCUGUCGUUUUGUUCAUACCGUCUGUUCGACCGCCAUGAAAGACGACGUCCGGUGUGUCCCCCACAGCAUGGUGGGCACAGGGACCGUGACUUGCGCGUAAUUUCUUUUAUAGUGAGAGUAUACUUGCGCAGCAUCUACCGCGCUGUCUUCUUCUCCCCCACCUGGAUCGGAUGUCAAGACAAAGUUAAGAGGACCGGGGACGGGAGAGGACGCAGAUGACUGCCACGGUAAAAACCCGCACCUAGCCGUAACACUACACCCCUUGGCGCACAACGUGCACCAACCAGGAUUUUAUACAAGACAGAGAGGGGGGCCGGUUCGGAUCCCAACUAAUGAGGCGUGCGCCUGCACCUGGGCCCGCUGCCACACUCCAAAUGUUGAUAUUUGCUACGGGUGCGCAUUCCCAACAACGCUUGCCGGAUCCAGAUCACGGACCCGAUUGUCGGGAUAAGAUCAUUAUUCUCCCAAUUGUUCUAAUUCCUGCUUGCACCACAAUCAGAAACAAAAACAGACAUAGGCAAGGAAAAUUUGACGGUGCAGUAUUUGUUGAAUAGUACUGAUACACAUUCCCGUGCCUAUUGAUUGACAGUCCGCGCCAGAGUAAAGCGAGUAAAGCUCCUGUUCAAACGAUUGAGUCUACUUAUUUUCAGAUCCAGCAUUUCCUCAUUCAUUUGAUAUUGUGAUUUCGGUCCUUUGGUAUAUACCUUAAGCGGUAACCUGGUCAUUUCUUCAAGAGGGAUAUUAUUUACUGACACGCCUUCAAACUGAAAAUAACUUCAGUCGGGCCUUCAUAUACAGUGCGAUCCUCCAAGUAACUGAAAUUUCCAGUUCACUCCAUUGUAUAACGUAGUAGCGCCUUUCGUUUAAGUGCCAACAGAUUUCGCACCUGACAACUGGAUUUUAAGUGUUGCCUCCUCGUUUUGUUCCUACCUCUUGGCAUAUUUUUACCUCUAUUUUCAUACUGACAUUGGCGUUGGGUCCUAUCAACUCCGCGUAAUGUUUGUACCCACAACCUAGGUGCAAGUUGUAUAUUGCAGCCACAUACAAAGUCGCUCCAUCACUUUUCCAACACCGACAUUAAAUAUCAGUUCAGACACCUAUCUAGACGAUUUCAUUUCAGUUUGUACGAUGGAACUGCAAGGCGAGGGGAUCCUGCCAAGCUUCUCCUGCGGCUUGUCGUGUGCACUUCAUCCAUCAACUGAAGAUUCUAUAAUUCCCACCGAGGCGACCGAGUUUUUCACAAUUGGGUCGAAUGAAUGAAUUUAUAAUUCCGUCAAAACAGUCGCUUACCUAGACAAGCUUUUUUGCCCGAACGUGCUAAAUGAGAAGACAAGGUCUGAUGAAGUUCACAAAAACUGUUUGUCUGGCCUCGAAGUAGGGACCCUCCUCGACAGGAUUUGUCCGAGGAGACAUGGUUGAGGAUUGUGCCCAGCCUCGGUCAACGGUUCCUUCGUAUCUCUGUGUGCUCUUUCUGGUCUUCUCCAGUCUGCCCGCUCGCAUUUCUAUUCCUAUAUUGGCUUUCUGAUCGGUCCUUGAAGCCCAUCAACGUUGUGCAACAAAUGUGAGGAUGUAGGCCGAAGACCAGGCCUGCAGCUCUGAUUGUUCACUGUCUUUCGUGCGGUGCCCGUUUUCCGUGGUAUGCUAUUUCUUCUUUAAAUAGGCCACUAUAAACUCUUUUUUACCCUAUCGGGAACUAAUCGGUUUUCAUGUCAUCUUGGGUUCUUCGUAAGGAUUUAUCUCGCAAGUCUGUAACACCCCAUGCUAGCUUGUAUACUUGCACUUUUCGGCUGGUUAGCGUUGCUAUACCCUGUGCACAUGGCAUCAGCAAUUGUAUUCAUUUGCUGUUUCUUUUCACUGUCUUAGAUGGCAUGACUUUCGGGCGAUUUUCAGUCUUUCAAAAUCCGGUGUACUGACCACAGUCAGGUUAACGCAGGUGAGCCCGUGUUUGCUUCGAGUCUCCGGACAGUCUUUCUGUUUUAGUACUCUUCUGUUCUGUUUUAGCACUCGGCUAUUUUCUAUAGCUUCCCACUAAAUGCAUGAAGUAAAACACUCUUCACUAAGAAGACUGAUACAGAACCUGUUUCUCGCUGUCAUUUUGUGGAUAAGUAUAUAUCAUAGAAAGUCAGUGGUUGGUAUCGUGUAGUCAUGUUUUUUUUUGAAAGUUAGUGCUCUACAAACCCCUUAACUGUCUGUUUGGACAUCUUCCUCCUAAGAACACCAUUUUUAUCACGAUAUGUUUGGUUUCAGGGAGACUGCAUGCAGGAAACAGGCAAAAAUGAGGGUACGGUAGAAAAUAUAUAGUCUUCCAACUUCGAAAAGAAAAGAUCUUCCAGUCUGCUGUCUCAACGAAUUAAUCCAUUAGAAAGUCGCUAUACGAAACCGCUCCCUGUCUCCAACAGCAUCGCUUUGAGGAAGUAAGGUGUUUUUACUCGAGCUAGAGCAGUCCUCAGAGGGCACACGUGACCUGCCGGCGUCAAAUUCGCGCUGAGACAGAGACGCGACUGUUGUGUUGAGACGGCGAGACUGGAAGGAGAAUGCGUCUUUAGUCAAGCUGAUUGGUAGUCAAAGUGGUCGACGUGUGUAGAGUAUGCCUAAGCCCAAGUCACCGUCCACGCCCACCACGCUGUGGGGCACACAGUGAACAUCGUCAUCUGCGACCGUCACUUGGACAUCUACAAAGACUGCUGAAAUUGUUGACCCCCCUCCACUUGUAAUCCUCCUCAUUCCCCCCUCCUCCCUUCUACUCAUAAUUGCCACGGUGCUCUGUGUACCUGUACAGUGCAAAAAGGGGCAUCCAACUCGCUUGGCCGCUGUGUGCUACGCGCGUCCGAUUUUUCAGUAACACCGGUUAUUCGUCCGUAGUGGUAGGCGCCGAUCCUCCGGUGUCAGAUUUUGCCGGUUUUUUAUAGUCAUCAUGUUAUUUCGUUGGGUCUGAAUAUGCCGAAGAAGUGCAGCUCUGAUCCCAUAUGUCUUCUUGACGCUUGGGCGUUUAAAAAUGAGUUCUCCAGCCGUGGCGCACGUCCUUUCUGUUGCGAUUCUUCCUUCUUUCCCCCUCCUCCCGGUUUCUUUUACAUCCAAGACUUCGAAGGUCCUCACCCAUGCUUGACCACAGCAGACUGUGCCAUGCCUAUCGAGUAUUCUUUGUGAUUGGUUCCGGAGCCACUAAGCGAAGACCUCGUACCUCCGUUCCCCAACAUUUGACCAUGCGCUUCCGUGACAAUUUUGUAGGGAGCAACCACCUUCGGGAGGCGGCCAUCAGGCGUCUAUUAAUGCGGUCAUAUCAAAGACGUUUAAUCCAUUUCCGUAGCACGAAAGUGAUCCUUGUGUGUACACUUCAAGCCCAGCGCCGGGGAUGCUCUCCUGCCAUUUCAGCUUUAUACUUAUCCGAGAAGUGGUUUGGUGGAAGUGAUUAAGCCUAGUCAUAUUCCUGUAUCAUGAAAUAGCGGGUUAGGCCUUCCCAAGAGAUGAGUUCAAAGCACCCGGGAACCGGGGCAACGUCUCCGCAUCUCAUUUCCCUCUGAUUCAUCAGCUUUCUAACGUGCCAACCGCUCCCUGUCUCUAACAGCAUCGGCUUGAGGGAGUAAGGUGAUUUUACUCGAGCUAGAACAGUCCUUAGAGGACACACACGUGACCUGCCGGCGUCAAAUUCUCGCUGAGACAGAGACGCGGCUGUUGCGUUGAGACGGUGAGACUGGAAGGAGAAUGCGUCUUUAGUCAAGCUGAUUGGUAGUCAACGUGCCAACCCAGGGGUGCAUGGUCAGUGCGCCUGAACGCAGCCAGUGAGUUUUAUACUAAGUCUGAUUCGAUGACAAGAGGGAGAGUCAGCAAUGCACUGUGGCAAAUGCAUCUCCUAGAAAGCUAUCCACUGCGCUUGCCCCAGUUGUCGGGACUCCGUAAUCAAUCACGCCAAAAGAGCGUUUAACCGCUUGCAUUUUUGAGACCUUCCUCUCUUUCUGCGAGGAGAUGGGAUGAUGAUGAUGACGGCGCUUUUAGUCCUCCAGAUUGCUGCCGUCUGGCGCGCGCGCGCGUUCUAGUAAGCCACGUCCCUGACCUGCGUUGUAGAUGUGCCAGCAAGGUCAAGGCCCCUUGGCAUGCAGUUGGUCCUCGGUUUGUGCAGGCCACGUAACCCAGCAGUUCACGAGGACACCCACCUAAAGAGAGGAAAUCCGCGAAAAGCAAAUGCACGCAUAGUGAUGCAGCCCGAUGAACUUCUCCUUAUGGGGUGGGCGUGGCCUGAUGACUUCGGCGAGUUUAUCAAGUUUGCCCAAGUUUUCGUUUUGGAAGCUGCCAAUCCACGUGAACGUAUGGCAUAAGAGUUCCUACACCGCCGCAAUCCGAUGCCGUGUGUCUCUGGUGUUCCGCUACCCACACUACGCUGACACUAAUCUUUUUUACAUCCUUCAUUUUCCCGCCGUAGGCGAUAACUCCUCACCCCAUAUGUUAAAGGGUCCAGCGUGCUUAUAUUUGAAACGGACUUCAUAAUGCCUGAUUCCGCCGGCUAUGUAGACUCGCCGCAUCACACACAGUCGCUGUCCGUUUGGGGACACACCAGGCCCAGGUAUUGAUCAGAUAUUCACAUUGAGGCACCUUCUGAAAUUCCGCCAUGGCUACUGGCAAUCGGCGGCCGCCUGUUUUUUGACAUCACUGCUGCGUUUGAUUCCGUUCACCAUGAGUCCCUGUGGCGGAUAAUGAAAGUAGACGGAAUAAUGGCAAAAAUAAGGGUCAUGAUAAGGACCUAUCGCUCCACCACCGAGCAGGUUCUCGUCCAUAAAAAUCGCUCCCAGCCGUUCGAUAUCCGAUCUUCUGUUCGACAAGGUUGCAUCCUGUCGCCUAUUCUGUUCACAUACGCCAUUGACUGGAUUUUCGGAGGGCCCUACACACUUGACGGUGUGGCUUACUGAUCUAGACUACACUGAUGAUAUCGUCUUGCUAGCCUUAGCCUUUGGUGAUUCUCAGUCUGUAUUGACACAGGCAAGUUGAGUUGCUACUUCGGUCGGUUUGUCCGCAAACGCUGGUAGACCAAAUUGUCUUCGAGCUGCAUCCUUGACCUGGUGAAGGCGCCCCUCAGAAUGCAUGGCUGUUAGCUUGAAGUAGACAGUCUCAAAUAUCUGGAGGCGAGACUGCUGCUCAAUUCACAGAGUAAGGAUGACAUUGUUUUCCUAAUCGAUGCUGUUCGCGAGACUCUCAAUCCCCAGAAAGUGCCUAUGGAUCUGACGCGACAUCUCCAUCGCCACAAAAUCCUUUCGGUCAGUUGUCUACAGUUAUGAAUGCUGGGCUUUGCGCGAGGAGGGUGCCCGAAGACUGGGGGUAUUAGACCACCGCUGCUUGAGAACCACCCUUUGGGUGAAGUACACUGACUUCGUCUCCGAUUCGGCAGUCCGUACUCAACGACAGUAUCGCGAGGAUACCGCGGGCCAUCUAAAAAAGAUGACUGAGGUGGUUUGAGUACGUUCCCAUCGUUCGUCUCACGAGCUCAGUUAUACUGCCCUCGAGCCGGCGCUAUUGCCCAUCUGGGGGGCGUCGAAGAAGAAGUCAUCUCAAGAGCUGUCCAGAUCCGCUGCCGCGGAUCGUCGCGCGUGGAGAGGUACAGUUCGGGACAUCAUCGAGGCCGGCUAGAUCAGGCAUGAUCGCAGCCGUAUCAAGUACAAGUAAGUACAUCUCAAGGCCUGACUCGAGACGGUUCGUCAAGACAUAGAAGUGGUUCUUAGACGUUCGGUACUCGGUCUCCGUCGCUGGAGAAGAGAAUAGUUCGAGCUGUCUAGAUCCGUUGCCGCAAAUCGCCACGCAUGGAGACGGACAAUACAUGACGUCAUCGAGGUCGGCUAGAUCAGACAUGGUCAAGCACACUGAGGUCUUAGUUUGUUACCUCGACACUGUCGUCAACCGAGGCCUGGGCUUCGGGCGUGGUGACGCCCCGAGCGACCUCACCUUAGGGUUAGCGCAGCGCCAAACGAAACCACCUUAGUUGGUCAGUAAGGAGGGCUCGGUUGACUGGUUCUGUUUGAAACUACUGCACCGUCGUCGCUGGUUGGGGAAGUGAUCGGAAAAACGAGUUCGAAAAAUGGAGCGUAGGAACAAUCGGUCAAAUACAUUCAGGCCAUCUCUUACCUCUUACGAAAGUAUUAUCUUAACGUGAACCUACGCCUGCAGCUGAACCUCCACAUUGAUCUCACACAGAUUCCCGAGGUUUCGACGAAGUUGAGCGAUGGCCGCGCACGCCUGGUUGACGCGCUGGUCGAUUUAGUCAUUACCCUUCCAUCUCGGUGGGGAGUCGGACCCAGGUCAGAAGCCAUAGAUUAGCCCGAGAGUCUUGCCGUCAACAGUGAACGGGUAGAUGACUUCUACUGCAAAACCCGAAGUGACAAUCUUCGUCUUGGUCACCACCACCACCACCACCAAUGACCAAGUACUCUUAUUUUUGAACCCGGUUGUUUUUUUUCUGAUUGUUACUUUGAAAGUUCGACGCAAAGGCACGUGGCGUUCUGACUACCGUUUGCCGUUUAAUUCUUAAUCCUCUCGCCUGGCUCUUGAUUUCAGCUGGCGUUGUGCGACGCUUAUGCCUGUCUGUAUCACUCGCGUCCAUAAACUGCAGAUUAUUUCCUUUGCCUUCUUCCACUAUUGCAUUUGUAAAACUUUAAAAAAGACCAUUUCCUGAUAAUAACCGAGGGCAGUGGAUCACCUCGCUAGAAGAAGAAUUUUAUUCGCUUUUCAUUUCGGAGUACUGCUAAAACCCGUCGUUAGAAAGAGAGAUGGAGACACACCGGGACUGCGGUAUUUAUAAAGUGGGCCACGUCUACACCGGCGCAUAUUUGGUACUUGGCAGACCUCAUCCGAGUCACUGAGCAUUCAUCGCGAAUGUUUGUAUUUUGCAUAACAGCCUUCCAGCCGGCCACUUCUGCACGGCCCACUGUAGAGCCCUCAUUGUCGGUUUUAUUAUUGCCCUCGGUUUUCUUACCUGAAGUAACUAUUCCAUCUAGACAGUCCUGCCUUUGCGUAGGCUGGAGGAGUUUGCGUUUAUUGACUGAUAAUGGACCAGAAUAUAGGCUUCGAGCAGCAUGCAUCCCACUGUUGUCGACUUUUGAGCAGAUUUUGGCCUGAUCGAACUGGUGGGUCUGGUCGUGUCGGACGAGUCGCGGCGGUAAGACACUGGAAUAGCAAGCCCUUUAACGGUAAUUCAGGUGGCUUUGCGCAAAGUUCCAGGAAGGGUAGAUAUUUCCGUGUCCUAACCCUGACGUUAGCCCUAAUCUUAGCAGUAACCCCAAUCACCCCGGAAAUUGGUGCAAACCCCCUCCCCCCCCCUCCCCCAAAUAUGGGCAGGGGGGUUUCCAUUCUGUGCACUGUCGUCGCGACUUGUUGUCUUGCGUCGUUGCCGAUACAUGCUCGGCCACUCCCGUUCCCCCGACGUAGUCUCUUUGCCCACUGAUCGAUUACUCAGGCGCAGUCUGUCCGUCAGGAUGUAUGCGGCUAAUGAAAAACCCCAUUCCAUAGAUGCCGCCGUCUGUGUCUCCACUUCCCCCUGUGGGCUAGAACAUGUUCCCAACGUGUCAGAUGAAUAAGGCUAUGCGUAAGCGUCUGUAAGUGCUGUAUGGUGCAUACUAUUACAGCUACAGUUACAGGGUUCCAUCGCGAGACUCGCGGGCAAUUGUUGCAAAGGCGGAUUUUCAUGCGGAGGAGUAAAUUCCUUGAUGGCCUCUCAUUCUUGGCUCUUUUCUUUUCUGGCCAUCCACCGACACGUUUACACAGCUGACUCCACCACAGAAGCCAAGUAUCAGCCUGACUUUGCAGCGACUACGCCUUAUCCGCAACAUAGUGCCAAGCCUGUCCAGCGGUGGUCGUCGGUUGCCCCAGCCACUGCCCUGUAUUUCCAACCUGAAUGCCACCCCAGCCACCACCAUCCGCACCGCUGGUUUUUUCGCACCCUACUCUGAUGCGGACUGUUCACGCAGCCUGGCCUCCGCGAUCCGGCCCCUUCUCGCCUCUUCACCGUCGCCAUUGACGCGGACGCGGCAGCACUCCGCAUUGUGGCGGCUCUACCAGCAGCGGACGGACGAUAGCGGCAGCGAGCUGCCAGUUCCAACUCCCCUAGGCUCCUUUGCCAGCCUCCGCCCCCUUCGGCGGCGGCAGUGGCGACACGAUCGCGCCGCCCUCCUCAGUUCAUGUCCCCUCUUACUGGCCAGUAUCACCGCUUGUUCUCAGUGUUUAACUUAG